AUGGCUGCUACCGAUUACAAGUUUGAGGGCUGGAUGGGCCUGGACUCCUCGGCCAUCGAGGGCAAGAUGGUGUGGAAGGAGUUCGAGCCCAAGGCUUGGGAGGAAACCGACGUCGACAUCAAGAUCACUCACUCCGGUAUCUGUGGAUCCGACCUGCACACUCUCCGCAGCGGAUGGGGCCCUACCCAGUACCCCUGCUGCGUCGGCCACGAGAUCGUCGGUACUGCCGUACGCGUCGGCUCCAAGGCCGAGGGAAACAUCAAGGUCGGCGACAUUGUUGGUGUCGGAGCUCAGAACGACUCCUGCCAGGGCCGCAAGGGUGACUGCGAGGCCUGCGCUUCCGGCCUGGAGCAGUACUGCCCCAACAACAUGGUCGGAACGUACAACAGCACUCAUCUCAACGGUGGCCAGGCCUACGGUGGAUACGCUCUGUACCACCGUGCUCCCUCCCGCUUUGUCAUCAAGAUCCCCAGCAACAUCUCUCCCUCCGUCGCUGCCCCCAUGAUGUGCGGUGGUAUCACCACCUACUCGCCUCUCCGCCACAACGGCUGCGGCCCCGGCAAGACCGUCGGUAUCAUCGGUGUCGGUGGUCUCGGCCACUUCGGUAUCAUGUUCGCCAAGGCUCUCGGCGCUGACCGCGUCGUGGCCAUCUCCCGCAAGGACAACAAGCGCGAGGAUGCCCUCAAGCUCGGAGCCGAUGCUUACAUCGCUACCGACGAUGACAAGGACUGGGUUAAGAACAACUCGCGUUCCCUGGAUCUGAUCGUUUCGACCGUCUCCUCUUCCAAGAUGCCCCUGGUCGACUACAUCUCCCUCCUCAAGACCAACGGCAACUUCGUCCAGCUCGGUGUUCCCGAGGACGGUGCUCUCGCCAUCCCCGCUGCCGCUCUUAUCAUGAAGCGUGUCAAGUUCGGUGGUUCCUUGAUUGGUAGCCCCAGCGAGAUCCGUGAGAUGUUGGAGUUGGCUGCUGAGAAGAACGUCCAGACCUGGGUCCAGGAGCGCCCCAUGAAGGACGCCAACCAGGCUGUGGUCGACAUGGACGCCGGCAAGGCCCGCUACCGCUAUGUGCUCGUCAACGAGCAGUAA
Molecule: messenger RNA, 1086 nt
Organism: Aspergillus melleus
Lineage: Eukaryota; Fungi; Ascomycota; Eurotiomycetes; Eurotiales; Aspergillaceae
Product: NAD(P)-dependent alcohol dehydrogenase
Exons: 3
Coding region: 1-1086 (361 amino acids)
Biological process (GO): alcohol metabolic process
Molecular function (GO): alcohol dehydrogenase (NADP+) activity; zinc ion binding
Source: RefSeq, a predicted model, not a curated record